ACAGUCAAUAGUAUAGACAAGUUUCAGUCCACUUGAGUACAUUUAUGUUUUGAGACGCGCACGCAAGCUACACUCUAAGCGUGUUUUAUUUCUUCAUUCGUCAUCAUUCAAUAGCUAAAUAAUACAAAUAACGCGCAAGCAAACAAAAAACCAGCGUUGAGCAGCUGCUUGUUCGACUGCUUUGCCGCCUUAGUGAGUUGUAGACGACGACACGUUUUUCAGUGUGUCUUUUACCUUACGGGAGAGUUGGCUUAGUGAGUUGAGUUGGUGCCAAAACGGAGACGCAGACUUGCAUAAGUCAUUGGAUUUAUAAAUAAAACGAUCGCUUCUGUACAUACAUAUAUAUAUGUAUAAAUAUAUAUGCAAUAUUGAAGAGUUUCAAAAUUGUGUUACACCGUGAAAGUGUUUUUGUGUUUGUGCACGCUAAAAGUUGCUUAGACAUCACAAAAGACGAGCUUCAAGCUCGCUAAACCAAAAGGUGCUUUGUAAACUUAAACUCAACAGCGUCAAGUAAAGGCCAAUUUAAAAAUGUCUAAGCCACAACCCAUGGAAAUGUCCAAUAUGGAUAUAGAUUUUCACGAACGUAAAGCAGAGCCCUUUAAAAUGGGCCGAUUUAUCUACAAUUCAGAGGAGGGCACCGUAAUGGGACGUGAUCGUGCCUCUUGGGCAAAGAUCGGCAUCUUCUACACAGCUUUCUAUGGCGUAUUGGCCGCGUUAGUGGCCAUUUGCAUGUGGGUAUUCUUUCAAACACUAGAUCCGCGCAUACCCAAGUGGACAUUGGAUAGAUCCAUAAUCGGCACAAAUCCAGGUCUUGGUUUCCGUCCGCUGCCACCAUCGGACAAUGUUGAGAGCACAUUGAUUUGGUACAAGGGUACGCAACAUGAGAACUACAAACACUGGACGGAUUCGUUGGAUGAGUUCUUAGCAGUCUACAAAGUGCCUGGCCUUACACCUGGUCGUGGUCAGAACAUCUACAAUUGUGACUACAAUCAACCGCCACCAAAGGGUCAAGUUUGCGAUGUCGACAUUAAAACAUGGAAUCCUUGCACCAAGGAAAAUAAUUACAGUUAUCACAAGAGCUCACCAUGUGUUUUCUUGAAGUUGAAUAAAAUCUAUGGUUGGAUACCGGAAUAUUACAAUGAUUCCAAGGAUUUGCCCGAUGACAUGCCAACAAGCUUGAAAACUUAUAUUGGUGAAGUGGAGAAGUCGCAAAAUCACAAGUUAAACACCAUUUGGGUUUCAUGCGAAGGCGAGAAUCCAGCUGAUCAGGAGAAUAUCGGUCCAGUCAACUACUUGCCAAUUCGUGGCUUCCCUGGCUACUUCUAUCCUUACCAGAACUCAGAGGGUUAUCUUAGCCCACUCGUCGCUGUGCACUUCGAGCGACCGAAGCGUGGCAUCAUCAUCAAUAUCGAAUGCAAGGCUUGGGCACGCAAUAUUUUGCACGAUCGCAAGGAGCGACUAGGUUCCGUGCACUUCGAGUUGCUGAUCGAUUAACAGAGUGUGGGAAAGAUGUUCGAUGUUUACAACAACAACUAAAGAGCAUCAAAGCGCGUUGGCAAACGCUUAUGCCACAGAAGAGCAUCAUAGAUUUUUUCAGCCAGCUGUAUUGUAUACACACACACAUGCAAGCAUUACAUUUGAAACAAAAAUAAAAUCAACACAAAUUUAUAUAUAGUAUAUACCAAGGAGCUAUGCAGUCGAACGAUUACUCGCUAAUAAAAAUACACAACAAAAACAAUCCCACAAGCAUAUGUAUACAGACAAACACACAUACAAAAGUAUAUGUACCAUUUAGUAUAAAGAAUUUCGAGACAAUUGUUGGGUUCUAUAGUUAUGUAAAUUUCUUGCUAAUUUUCUUUUUUUUUCAUUUAAUUUAAUUUAAUUUAAAAAUGUCAUUUCUGUUAGUUUAUAUGAUGUCUUUGUUUAGCUUUUAAGCAGAUAAUAUAUAUAUAUAUAUAUAUUGUAUGUAUAUAUAAAUAUAUAUAUGUAACUAAGUGUAAGUUGAAAAGAAAAAAUUGAGCGAAUUAUAGUAAAAUAACCAAUAAAUAAUACCAAAUGUAUGUAUUUUAGAACACUUUGCAACAGUCUAGCGCCAAGCAUAGAAUUAUACCUACAUACAUAUACACAAACGUAAAAGUAUGUAUGUAUAUGCCACAAAUUUUUGACAAUCUUUUUCCUGCGUUAGAUAAAUCGUACAUAACCGAACUUAUAGUUAAGUAAUUGGAAGCUACAUACAUACACACAGACAGUUUUUCGAAAUCUGCAGCGUAUAAAAAAAAAAAUUUUUUUGAGGAGCAAGUAAAUGCUUGAACGGAGACAACUCAUCCAAAUGCACAGCCAAAGUAUAUUUCAAUGCAUUACAAACACACCUACCAACAAAUGUUGCUUACAUACAUACAUGUAUAUGUGUGUAUAAAUUUGUAUUUUAAGUUAACUGCCAUUCACAUGUCGACAAGCUGUAGUAUAACGCAUAAAAGUAUGCUAAAGAUAUUUAAAAAUAACAUGCGAGAAAAAUAUUUCAUUUGUCAGCUAAAAUAAUGGGAAUUUCAAAAAAAAGUAUGUAAGUAUUUUAAUAUACCGUUAGAGGAUCCUGCUGCUAAUCUACUUCGAAAACUUUUAUGUAUUUCGAUAUUUGAUUUUAUUUGCCAUGAUUUCAAACUAAUUAAGAAAAUAAACUGAUAAAUUGUUUUCGAGAAAAGUUCUGAAACGACAAUACUAAUAACGAUGUUUCAAUAAAAGAAUGUUAAUGGGUAUUUUAGAAUAUUACUUUUUCAGUGCUGACAAAAGGAAAAUUAAGUUUUGAAAAUUUUCGGGAUCCCGAUAUGAGUUAGCCUUAAAUUUCAAAACUUGUUUUAAAUAAAAAUUUCGGUGAUCAAAAGAGACCUAAUUUAGGCUUUGAAAAAUUUCUUGAUCCUGUUGUUUGUAAGUCGUAAAUUUUAAAAUUGUUCUAUAUAAUAUUUUUAGUGAUAAAAAGUAACAAAAUUUAGGUUUUGAAAAUUUUCGGGAUCCCGAUAUUUGAAAGUCUUAAACUUCAAGAAUUGUGUUACAUAACUUUUUUUGUGCUGAAAAAACGAGAAUUAAGGUUUAAAAAUUUUCGGGAUCCCGAUAUUUGCAAAUCUCAAACCUUAAAUUUGUUUUAUAAAGCAUUUUCAGUGCUGAAAAAGCCCGACAACAUAACAUUAGUUAAAGAAAAUUUUCGGGAUCCCGAAUUUUAUCAGCAUUAAACUUUAAAUUUUUUAAUAAAGCAUUAUUAGUGCUUAAAAAAACGAGAAUUUGGUUUUGAAAAUUUCGAGAUCCCGAAAAAACUUUUUAAAAAUUUUGCAAAAUAUAAAACAUUUAAAAAAAACUUUAACGACGAAUGAAAUAUUUUUUAAUGUAUGUACAUUAUAGGCAUAAAAGCAUUUUCUCAUUAAGAAAUGUGUAUAAACACAAAAUCGAAAGAAUUUUCACUAAAACACCAGCGAAAAAGUAAAUAAAAAUGUAUACAACAGGAAUGUCAGCAUUUCAUGGUUUUUGUUUUAGUAAACUAAUAAUUAAUUUGCUUAGUUUUAUAAUUAAAUAUAAUAAAUAACGCUAUAGAAAACGAGCAACCGCCACACGGGCCACUACAACAAGCCAACACACACAACAGCAAAACGAAAACAACAACAAAUAACUUUGCGGUAAAGCAGCAUACACCUAGCAAUGUACAAGUAGUUCAAUCCAAAAUAAAGAAAAACAAAAAAGCAAAUCA
Messenger RNA from Bactrocera dorsalis (oriental fruit fly), 3733 nucleotides. It is a transcript of the gene nrv2, whose product is annotated as sodium/potassium-transporting ATPase subunit beta-2. The record is from RefSeq and is a predicted model, not a curated record. The coding region runs from base 529 to 1494 and encodes 321 amino acids. Gene Ontology annotation, biological process: intracellular sodium ion homeostasis; intracellular potassium ion homeostasis; potassium ion import across plasma membrane. Gene Ontology annotation, cellular component: sodium:potassium-exchanging ATPase complex. Lineage: Eukaryota; Metazoa; Arthropoda; Insecta; Diptera; Tephritidae. The transcript is spliced from 7 exons. Gene Ontology annotation, molecular function: ATPase activator activity.